AUGUUCGAUCCCUUCUGGUACUUGGACAAGCGUACAGACGUUGGGAACACCAAUACGAAUUUGGACGACGUGGACGACAGUAACGGCUACGGAGAUGAUAGCACCACCAGCAGCAAUGAGGGCAUAGCUACUCCUACGACCACAUCGACAGCUACAUUAUACGCCACGAACACGAACUGUUCGGUCAGCAACGUAGUUUUACAACAGCACCCCGGACUGACACCCUUGCCAGAGCCUUCCGUCCUGCUCGUCGAGAUCCAAAAGUCUGUCGAAGACGUGGCGCAGGUCGUUGGGCGAUUCGGUCCCAAGAUGGCCACGAUUCUCUGUUCCCCUCAUAUCAUGACGGCGCUGUUCCCGGACCACAAGAAGCUCCAUUUAUCGAGCCUGGAAUAUACCGAUGAUUUCGCUUGUCGACUUGAACAAGCUUUCGGUGACCCCAUCAGCCUCACAGGCAACUCGCACGGCUUCACGCUCGACUUUGAGUCCGUCUGCAAGACUGACAUGACCCUACCCUAUACAAUCAGCAUCCAAAUCGGGCCCGACAGAACAACAAAUGGUGAGAAAAAGAUUGAACUGACCGCCGCGUAUGGCGGUGCCUUCAAGGAGCGGCGCAUCUUCGUCGCACCUAUCGGGACUUUUCGCUUCCAAAAGCGAAAUUUUGGCGAGACCACAGUCCCCCUGGUCAUCGAUGAGUCCAGUACCUAG
Messenger RNA from Boeremia exigua, 705 nucleotides. RefSeq lists its product as uncharacterized. The transcript has 2 exons. The record is from RefSeq and is a predicted model, not a curated record. Bases 1 to 705 code for a protein of 234 amino acids. Lineage: Eukaryota; Fungi; Ascomycota; Dothideomycetes; Pleosporales; Didymellaceae.